AUGUCAUGCGUGCUACUCCGGGAAGCCUAUGAUUUCAUUAUUUACAGCUCUAUCGAACUAGAAUACCGUGGCCACGAUCCUCAGGUACUGAAGUCAUACACAAAGUUUCUAGAGAGUGUUUGCACUCAUUUAAACCUGACUCGAGGUCGCUUUGAAGUGUUGCCGUACGUGCGAUGGAUUCAACCUGCACUACGAUCUAAAUUCGUUCAUAAAAAGUACAAAUUGCAUUAUGAGACCCGCACCCACAUCACCAAAUUUGAAGUAAGUUACUUCUUAACAUUUUCAAGACCUUUUAAUGCUGGCUUUGGAUACAUUGUUUGGCGCGAAUGA
Molecule: messenger RNA, 330 nt
Organism: Cooperia oncophora
Lineage: Eukaryota; Metazoa; Nematoda; Chromadorea; Rhabditida; Trichostrongylidae
Source: the annotation of a GenBank genome assembly